This is a messenger RNA of Daldinia decipiens, 651 nucleotides long. RefSeq lists its product as uncharacterized. The coding region runs from base 1 to 651 and encodes 216 amino acids. The record is from RefSeq and is a predicted model, not a curated record. NCBI's taxonomy places the organism in Eukaryota, Fungi, Ascomycota, Sordariomycetes, Xylariales, Hypoxylaceae. The transcript has a single exon.
AUGGCACAACGGACGGUAGCCGGAGAACGUCCAAGACCACCCUUAACAAGGUCCGAUUGGGAUGAGCUCUGGGGGUCCCAGUACGACAUAGCGACUGAUAUAGCAUCACCGUUUGCGGACCAGCUCAUCCAAGCAUACCCAGACGCAAAAGUCGUCAUCGUCCAGCGAGACUUCGAAUCCUGGUGGCCUAGCUACAGGUCCGAGUUUCUAGAUACCUUAUUUUCUCCUGUAGCACGAGUCUCUGUUUUUCUCUUGGAGCAUGUGAUGGGCAUACGAUCGGGCCCCACCAUGAAGAAGGUCCAUUUUGGCUUUUUUGGGGCCAAGGAUAGGGCCGGUGUGGAAGCUAACGCACGCGUGGCUUACGAGGCGUAUUACAGGAGAAUAAGGGAAAUGGUGCCCCCCGAGAGGAGAUUAAAAUAUAGGAUGGGAGAUGGUUGGGGACCGCUAUGCGCUUUUCUGGGGAAAGAGGUUCCUGAUGUGCCUUUCCCGCGCUUGAAUGAGCGGAAGUCUCAUAGAGCAAGUGAUACUAAGAGGAAAUUAACGAUAGCAUUGGCUACGGUACGAAAGGCGGGAAUAUUCCUACUCCCUGUUGUAAUCCUUGGGGCUGCGUUGUGGUAUUCUAGGACGAGUGUAGACUAUCUUGGGCUUUGA